AUGCGCGCCCUAUACGCAGUCUUGGAGGCCAGACGUAAGAAAGUAUUUUUUCGCUGUGAGGGUCAUGGAACCAUGCAACAACUUGCCCGAGCCGACUGUUAUAUCGCGUCCUGUGGAGAGAUUGGAACAUCGGCUCGGCGGACAUAUGCUGCAGCAACAUGCAUACUAUGUGACUGCGUAACCACAAAAAUUACUGACCUAUACGAGUCCAGCUUGAUGCUGUAAGUUCUUUACAUUGUUGAUAAUUUUAUGGAUUUUUGUUCGACGAAUAUGGAGAUGGAAGGCACAAAACUCAUUGCAUCAAAUAAACUGAACUGAACUGAAAAUUCCUCAUACCACUAACACCACCACUAAACUUUCUCUGCUGUUUGCUGUCAGGUAUACAUCGAUUUCAUAUUGACCCAACCGUGAAAAGCUCGGCGACUCGGUGGGAUUCAAACCCACGCAGUAAGGGGAAGGCUUUAGUACACCCAACGAUCCAACCACUUGAGCUACGAGGCGCCACCGGACGACGCGAGUUUAAUCGCAUUUGGGUCAAGUUACCCGCCCAACCUGCUGCAACGUCUGGAAUCCACCAAAUCUGAUGCAGUAUGUUGACUGCCCAAGCAGAAUUUCUUAAGCCUAGUAGUCAUGUGGUCUAUUCUAGGUGAGUUACUUAGGAAAUCCUGCUUGGUCAGUCAACAUACUGUAUCAGAUUUGGUGGAUUACAGACGUCGCAGUAGGUUGGGCGGGUAACUUGACCCAAAUGCGAUUAAACUCGCGUCGUCCGGCGGGGCCUCGUACCUCAAGUGGUUAGCGCGUUGGGUUUACUAAAGCCUUACCCUUACUGCGUGGGUUUGAAUCCCACCGAGGCGCCGAGUUUUUCACAAUUGGGUCACUAUAAAUUAUUCAAAAUGUGCCAAAAUAUCUAUGAAAUAAAUCGAUUUAUAAUAAUAUGUUUAUCGAUGUUAGCUUGCGAAAUAGCCUAUCCACUUUCGUCGAAACCUGUGUCUUUGGCUUAACACCGACUCGACUGAGCGUUCAUUUUCCUUAUCUUCCCCGAGCUGCAUUCUCCAUAUCUCUGGAGAUGGACUAUCCUAAAUUAUGUCCGCUGCCUCGACCGCUGCCGCUGUCACCGCCACCGCCAAAUUGCCUUAUCUGCUCGCAUUUUCCUCUGCGCAAGUAAUUUUGCUUUAUACGAUCCUCAGGAGUAAUCUCGAUUUUUUCAGCCGAUGCAUUAUCCUCGACAAAACGGGCCAUCCUCCCAAACCAACGUCUCAAGGAAGCAAUGAGGGCCAUAUUAUCGCACACGCUCUCGACCGCCUCCCCUUCACUAGCCGCUAACCCUAAUUGGAAUUCCGUUCUGGUCACUGUGAUGUCGAGAUCUCACUUCAGUUGUUGGUCUCACACUGCGCUUGCCAAUAUCUAAAGUCCGCAGGCGCACUACAGUGAUACCUUGUCUUCACCAGCUAAACUGUCUUCGGUUUUUCAUCCUUCCCUCAAAAAGAACCUGAUCUGCUCCUCCAUAUCCACUCCCGAAGCAGUUUUUACCUGAGACAUUUUGAAAGCAAGUGUUCCCCAAACCCACAAUUUGCUUUUAAAUUGUUGGGAGUUUUUUCACUGUUGGGUCCGUAGCACACAGCAUUUUCCUAAAAACUUGUCACUUGAAGUUUGUGAAUAUCAUUUUUAUAAUCAAAUGCAUGGUAUGUGAACGGACGGAUGCGUUGGAUACUUUAUGUAGCCGAAUUUAUGAACUCUACUGUUUUAUCUGGCGGCCCGGACUGGGCAUUACUGACCACAAUGCCUACAAUUUGCCAAUCGACUCAGUGUGAACUUUGUCUAAAAAGUACCCUCUGUGCGCCUAAGAACUGCUAUUAUUUUUUUUGCCCUCUUACUCACUCAUCUUCAACAGUCAUGGCCUUCCCACGGCGCAGGUAACGCUGUUAGCCGGUCUAGGCUUUCGUUAGAUCUCUAUUUUCAAUGCUUUAUUUUGGUUCAGAGCGCAUGUGUAUUUUCAUUAAGACUGCAAGGAAUCCUAGAUGGUCGGAAUAGAUGCGGUCUUGUAUUGGAGACCAAACUGAUCGUAUAACCCCUUCAUUGGAGGUUUGGCGUUUGUACCCGAAAGUGUCACGGACGUAUGCGUCUUGACUUCUUUUGCUAAAAUGCCUAUCAUACCAGUGACAUAAAUUAGUUUUAAUUUUGCAGCCUCUGUAGAGUUUCUUUUCUGCUUAUAUCUUAAAAAGUUGGCCUGGAUCUGAGGAGUAAGGCUACUCUGUCUUUCUAAUGUAUGCUUGCGUAAUUUAUAUCACGGGCAAGUAUUCGUGUUAAACUGUUGCGACUCCUUUGUUCUUGCAUAACUAGAUUGUUUUCGAGAGGUACGGCUCAGGAGCAUUAUAGACACCAGAAAUAUCCAGAGUUAGGACUGCGUAGAAUAGUCUUUCCAGGAUUAGUUCAAGUUAGAUUGGGCUAUUCCACUGGGUUAAGCGAACUCUAAACUUUCGGAUUACACCAUUACACUACGUCUGCUAAAAUUAGAAUUGCGUAUUAAGUAUUCAGUUGCAGGUAGAGUGUCACGAACUUCGAUAUCCACCCAUAAAUUUUGUAGCUUACGCGUUUUAUCAUUGAAGUGCUUACUGUAUUUCUGGCCUCGCUUUAUACGGACUGCAGUUUUUUCACCACUUCAGAGUUUUGCGACCGGUGAUGGCUAUUGUUGCUCUUAUGUGCUUGAGGCCAUGUGCUUCGAUUUUCACUAAAUUACAUUAAUGAAGCUUGGUAUCCAGAUAUACUGAAAACUCACCUCUAGUGCGCGGAGUUUUUGACCGUCAGCACGGAGCUUUGAAAGGUUUUAGAAGCUCCGUGCUUUACGUCCUCGUAAGCUAACUUAACUCUUCCUUCAGGCUGUUGAUAUGUCUGGCUAGCUCACUUUCCUGCGUCCGCGUAGGGCAACUUAAGUUUAUGGAGAUCCUACGGAUAGUCACUUAGUCUCUUAAGAGCUGUGGCGUCUGAACGAAUUUUCUGUUUCGUUCGGUUAAGUCUGUUUGCGUUCCGACUAUAUAAGGGUCAUAGGCAAAAGUUAGACGUUUGGUAUAUAAUGAGUAACUAGGCCAAUUAUCGUAAUCCACAGUCAAUUAUACGGCGCGCCGAGUACCGCAUUUUUCACUUGCGUUUCCAACCUCAAUUGACCCCAAUUUGUUCUUUUUUGAGACUUUGCUGCCCCCUAUCGAGCAGUUAGAAUACAUGCUCAUCAAUGAGUGAAAUCCUUAAAAGAUAUAACCUGGGACUAGAUUUUUAGUAGGCACAUGAAACCCUUGCCCGAAAAGCAGAUUCUCCUUUUGUAACUUCACUAUUUUGCAAAUAAUAUGUUACUACCUCUUAAUUUCAGGUCUAUUGUUCAAGUCGCGACUGCUCAAUCUGACAUAUUCUCCUGUGAUUUCAACUUUCUAGUUGGGAAAACCACUCAGCUCUCCCAGUAAACAGGACACUCUGCUACCCUAUUUUCCGUCGUUGCUCUGUAAACUCUCGCAUUAGCCCGUUUAUAUAUUCAUUUCUGCAGAACUCCUUCUUUCCCAAUGGUGGUGAAACUCGGAAGUCGUGCCGUAAAGCCCUUCCGGGGUCUCAUAUUUCUAUCAAGCCUGAUCAAUGGGGUAUUACAACUUAUUUCAUCCUCAUCCAUAUCUUCAGUUUGUCUCGAUUCCAGUCCUCGUGCUUGGAUUCUACUUACGUUUUACGCCGGACCCGCAAAUGGCUGUGUUUGGAAUGUCACGUGUCCAUUCAGUUGGCAUUACCCUGAUUAUCAUUGGGGUAGCUGUGCUGGGCACCGCCCUAGUUGGAGGCAUUUCUGCUGUAAAGGGAGAUAAAAGACUAGAAUUCGCAGUAAUUAUAUUUGCUUUACAUAGAAUCCCUUAGUACUUCUUUUUCUUGCUGUUUCUGACUCUGGCCCUUUUUGGAAUUGGCGGAUACUCCUAUUACUAUAGAUCUGCGGUGAGUCUCAUUCCUGUAUUAGUUGUGUCAGAUAAUUUCAAAUAAUUUUUAAGCAUAGUUACCAACCCCUUGUUUCUCCGUGCGCUUCUGCUUCUAGUCCCGUAUUCUGUGUCACGAAUUUCAUUUAUCAGUCGUUAUUUUUUAAUUCAUUGAAAUUUCAGGUUUUGUCAAGAUGGCCCUUUUUCACCAUCCAUUUAGCUUUAACGGACGACUGUUAAAUAUUCCACGGACGCAAGCCGGCAGUUUUCUUUACAGUUUCUCGAUCGGUUAUUAAACUUCAGUUCAUUUCGAUUGAAAUGAUUGCUUGUGUUUUCGGCCUGUUUCGCAAUGUGUUUGCAUUAAUUUUUUGCGCUUUUGGCUAUUGUAGACGAACUCUGCUACUUAAACUAGAGAGUAUUUCGUCCUCGUAUUUUCCUUUAUGCCGUUAGCUCAGGUCCAUGUUAUCUGGCUGAAGUUAGAGGGGUUUUGCGCACAAACCCCUUCGAUUGCAUAAACGGACAAAUGCGUUGUUAAGUGUUUGUGACCUCCAGGAGUCAAUGAAAACCUUGCGCAGCAUGGUAACAAUGUCGAUAGAAGUUCAACCAUAUACAUGUGAAGUUUUUUUGUUCGACAAACAGUCAAGCUCAAGAACCUUAUAUCUACAAAGUCUCCGCUAAUCCCUAGAUGUUAACCAAUAUAUUAUUUCUUUUGCACAAACCACCGACAAAUAUCCGUCGAAACAGUCUGAGCAAGUACUUCCCGCAAGUCCUCUUUCGUUUGGAACGAUUGACAGGAAUAAUUAACAUCAGAGGGGAUGAAUCGCGCGUGAACAAUUGCUUUUUAUGUCUCAUUUGGGACGUAUUUCAGUUGGUGCAUGAGAGCGCAAUGGAAAAAGGGCAAAAAUAAUUAUUUCCGCACGUCGAAGUGUCAAAAGUUGUCGAUAUUGUAAUUUGGUGCGAUUCUUGAACUUGUUCGUCAAAGAUUUCCGAAAUGAUCUAAUGAGACCGGAGUAGACCGGCAGGAGAAUGCCAGUAUGGAGUGCCAAAUGAAAAAUGUCUUUGCAGCCCAUUAUGUAUUGGACUUCGCAGUGUUCGAGUAGUCAGUACCUGUAAAUUCCCUGUGCACGAGUUCUCCUAGGGGACUGAGCCAAAGUCAUCCAAAUUGCUUCAUUUAAAGAAAACUACGCGAUAGCAGUCUGUUACUUCGAAUUCCAAGAAACACGGAGUUCCCAGUACGCAGCACUGCUUAAUUUUUCCGCUAUCGAUACUUAUACGUUAAAACCUCCCUUGCAGUAGUAACUUUGACUUAAAGUAUUCAGGUGACCUGUGCAAAUUGCUGCAAUUGCAUGACCUACGUGUUUGUUUUUCUAAAACUUGUCAUCGACGUUAUAUCCUUGAAGUUAUGAGAUGACGUACCGCACAAAUCGAUGUGUUUUUAAACAGGAAAAUUGUUUCGUUUUCGGUCUGUGAUAUCCGACUACAUGAGACUUCAAUCUGAAACUACAGAGGACAGCCUUAUAAGGAAAAAUAGUUGAUAAAUCACGAAAUGGUUGAUGCCUACGAUGUCUUCUCUGUACACCAGAGAGAUCUGAAUGGUCACCUCGGGCUUGAUGCUAUGAUUAGACAACUGUUUGCUCAAGCAUUGUGGCCCACCACUUGACUUACAGCUCCUUCAUAUCGACGACCAGCUUAAUCUGCCUGUGAUUCUCAGGUUCCCCCACCGGGGUCGGAACAAAGGUCACAAAUAAGCCAUCCAGCCUUCCGCCACCCUAUCAGUAACGCGCGCCAUAUUCUGCUACUACCUGCCUUGAUGCAUUCGCUGUGCCUUCCAACCUACCGCAAUGCAUGCUGGCAUUGGUUAUGCAGGAGUAAAAAAAAUUAGUAAAAUUGUUGCUAAACCACGCGAAUUGCGCCGACGUUUACUCCGACUGCCAUUUGCUACGACCUGUGCCCUUUUCAGAGGCUGCCGACUUGCCAUCUUGGAGCUGGACAAGACCUAAAGGUGUUACUACCGCAUGACACCUGACGGCCUAUUCUUCAGGCUCGGGAGCUUCGAGUCUUUACUGAAGGGUAUUCCACUAUCCGUCAGAUGUCAGGUGGCUUGCAGCUAAGUUAAAAGUGGUUGUACACCUCUUGUAGGUUGUGCUGGCCCAUCUAACUUGUACGAGCAACUGUAUCCGAGCUCUUUCCGACUGCCUCCCGCCUGCCCAAUCACUGCAUGCAUUGAAAUCGUCAGCAUGCACACAUCGAAUACGUUUAUCGGUCGCGCAAACCUCUCUCCCCAACUUUUCAUUCUUGGCUGGAUAGCUGUAGCCAGCCUAGACCCCAGUAGUCAACUUGUUCCAGUCUCCAUCAGGAUGGCGCAGAUGAUCACAGAAUCGCUGACCUUCCAAUGUCCUUUGCAUCUGCCCCAUCUUAAUAUUCAGAAAAGCGCCAUUAGCUUUCCGUAUCUAACGUAUUUCUCAAAAUGGGUCUGCAAAUUCUUCGAAACAGCUUCGAAGAGACGUAAUUACAACUUUAAGAGAAAUAUUACACACUGCCGAAGGCUGUUUCACGUCGUCUUCUCAAACCCCAAUUAUUAGUUUCACAUUUUUAUUGGUCUUCAUUUUCAGCUGACCCAGUCAACUGCUGACGUGAUGGACAGCAAAAUUAUCGCCGACUACGGCUUUGAUCAUGAACUCACCAAUAUCAUUGACCAACUGCAGGUUGACGUAAGUAAAACCGUCGUUCUUUUUUCUUUGCGGCUGUUCGACGUGCUCGUGUAUGCCUCUAGAGUCACGAACUGCUACUGCUACUACUACUGCUGCGGCUCCUACUACUACGACGACUACUACUACCACUUUUACUACUACUACGACGACUAUUACUGCCACCAUCACCACCACCACCACCACCACCACCACCACCACCACCACCACCACCACCACCACCAUCACCACCACCAACACCACCACCAUCGUCGUUAUCGUCAUUAUCCCAAGUCUCAAACUGAUCUCGCGCAUCGGACUGCUGACGGUUACAUACCUGGUUGAGUUACCGCAGACACGCUUGUUUAUGCGUGGUCCUGAGUUGACGGUGCUCUGUGUAAAUGGAACGAAUCCAUAUCUUCACAGCUGGGUUGUGUGAAAUCGUUUUGAUCUAAGACAAGGAGUCGCAGAGCACGCAGGACGUGUCCGCUGCAUCUUCGUUUAGUUGGAGUCCGUUCUACACUAAAAGCCGUUCGUUGAAAUCCAUCGAUUUCUUACAACCUAGCAAGACCGUCGAACGAGUAAAUGCCCCACGCGGUCAGGUUUACGCCUCUGCAUACCAAAAUAAGUAUCCAGUUCUACCUAGUCGCAGGCGUCGCGUGGGCGCAGGGGGGUAAAAGUGCUGAGUAACUAUCGCCCCUCCGCCUAAGUCGCCAUUAUUUGCAUUUUUGUUGUUCCGUAAUGUAAGCCCAUCACACAUCUCCGCCUUGUCAAUACAAGAUUUCUGCUUUUCAAGCAGGCUAACGUCUCGGUCUUGUUCACUCUUCUGACCUAGCGGUGCGUUGUUUGCCGUGCCACAGAAACCAGUUGCAAUCAAGCCUGGUUCUGGAGCUCCGCAGAUUAGCUAACUGACUCAUGGACUGCAGUAUGACCAGGGUUGAAUUCAGCUGCAAGAUCUUUGUCAUUAUAUCGUUGUCCAACUAUGUUGCUUUUAGAGGGGAAAUUUUAUAAGCGGCGGAAGUUGUCAAGGGUCUCUCCUGAAACUCCAGAGUCGGACAGUUUGGGUCACAGUUAGUAGAGGAGGGAGGUGAAGCUACAUAUAGUCCGUGACCUAUCUCAUGAAAGGUCACGAACUGCGAACUAAAAUCGCUGUAGUGCACGAAACGCCCACCCUGCAUCCACGAAAGUUACACUGCGUUAAAUAUACGACCGAGCUUCCAGACAAGACACAGCUUAGUUUGCACACUAUUAUUUACGGACUAAGAAAUGAUUUAUUUUACACAAAGCCACCAGAUCAAAAGAACGACUUUACGACAAGUCAAUUAUUUAAGGCCUAAUAUAACUGUCAUCAGAGAAAAAAGCGUUAUACAACGACAAAAUGAUGACUGACAGACAGUAACAACUACAACGUAUUAAUGCUUUGUCGAUUGUCCUUUGGCUUUCAAAGUUGCUGUAAGCCGGGGGGGGGGGUGGCAUGGAGGCUGCUAAGUUGUACAUGGUGGUUUGGCCUGUAUAAUUAUUAAGCACAAAAUCCAACUUUUGGUGCGUUGGGAGAUGUUUUCAUGCCUUGUCCUAAUUCCUAUUGGUUAACGCAAAAAUAUUUUCGAUAGAAUUCAGGUGCGAGCUGUUAGCGAGAAUAAAAAUGCUUCGAAGACCGCAGGCAUGGAUAUCCGGAAACGCCAAAUUUUGCCUAAUUUUGGCCUGUUACCCCUCAGUAAAACAGAUCUAACGUGAAGUCUUAUUUAGAAAAUGGCUUUCUGCGACUCCACUUAACUCUAAAAAUAAAACUAACCACACCAAAUAUAUGCCGUACCACCAACCCCAAUGCCGAUCUGGACAUUUCAUGAGUUAGGUCAUCUGCUGUAAGUUACCUUAUUACUAAACGGGACUUUCACAAAAACGAGUACGCAUGAAAACAUUCUAAAUGACUGGGAUUAGGGAAAUUCGAUCAAAUGAAGGCCGCACCUAACAUUUAUUGCUAAGAGCUGACAAAAUCAAGUAACUGCGGCCCAUCAGCUUCAUUGGAGUUGAUCCGAGUAGUUAUUACAUUUGUUGCUUCAGCAACCACCCACCGUUUCGCCAGACUUGCGUUCACCGGUGGCCUUUACGAUAGGCCCUUCGGAAGCAUAUGCUUGUCAAGGCAUCUGUGGAGAAAUUGUCUUCGCGCGUGCACAGAAGACACGAAAGGUGAAUAUUUCCCAACGUGCUGACUCAAGCGUUUCGCGUACGAAAGUAUUGCUACUAGAAGCACAGAUGUGCGCUUCGGACAUAAAUGAGAAGAAAAGGCGAUCUCGGGAAUCAUAGCUUUACUGUCCUGACGUUUCAAAAGCCAAGAAGCUGCCAUCGUCCAGGAGACCGGCAAAGGACUACAGACCCGUGUUGGAGAACACUUGAGGAUAGUAAGGCGAAUGGACCCUUUGUCUCUGGUGGCAGAACACUGCGCCGAUUCUGAACACACGCUCGCCUUCCAGCAUGCCGAAAUUCUGGGCCGAGUAAACGACCGCAUAGCCAGGAGAACAAUCGAGGCUUGGCACACGGGACAACCCCCAUCAACCGUUGUGUGGCUGUUCCCGCUGCCUACAAAGCCCUUCAAGCGCAACUCAGUGAACAAAUGAGCAAACGUGAACGCAGGCUAGACAUGAACCCAAACAUGGGCGAGUCCAUGGCUGAUACACACUCAGUCGCCCCUCAACCUGGGUCCGACGAGGGCGCAGUCGUCACCACACUAUCCAUCCACUAGUACGGCAGACGAGAAAACGGACAGUCGGCGCGUCGUUAACAAGGCUGCCAGCAUUGAACGGCAGCUAAGUUCAAUGAGGGUACGAACGACGGCCGCCAACGUCUCAACGCCGUCCCCCGAUGUAGAUUGAGUACGUUGCGUCACCCUCCCCCCCCCCGUCCGCCACAGUCCUUCCGUGCUUGCGGCUGGUGAUCAUUAAUCUGAUACACCACCCCCUCAUCCGGCGAAAGGACGCUCUGGGACUCCAUCCCCCGCCCCUUUCUCCCUACCGCCCUGACUUCAUAUGUAAAAACCCGUCUUGACAUGACUGUCACCCACCUAUAAAUACUGUGAGGCGCGAUACCACACUCACCUCCGACGAUGGAAGCUUGUUUGCUUUUGAAACGUCAGGACGGUAAAACUAUGAUUCCUGAGAUCGCCUUUUCUUCUCAUUUGUGUCCGGGGACGCGCAUCUUCGCUUCUAUUAGCAAUAUAUAUAUAUAUAUAUAUAUAUAUAUAUAAUGUUAGGGGGCGCUCACCGAUCGUUCAUACGGAACUCACUCGUUCCGUUGUGCCUUAUGGACUCUCUCUCGAGCCCAACCAGCAGCCGCACAGCGGCGCAUGAUAUAUAGGCAGAAUGGUAUUACCUUGUCUUUGUCGGUAAUACCAUUCUGCCUAUAUAUAUAUAUAUAGGGACCUAUUUAAACCGUGUAAUUUUCUAAUAUUUCCUAUCUCCGAUGAUGCGCUCGAGUAUGAGUGUGAAACGUCAGAUGAAUAAAUCAUCAUCCCCAGAGCUCGCCUUACCAUCUUCUUCAAUUUCAACACCUGGGGUCAGCAUUUUCGCCUACAUCCAUAUAUAUAUAUAUAUAUUUAUAUAAAGAAGGAUCGUCGGAAAAAAUCGAGUUGUACUCGUUAUACACAGACUCAAGUGCGUCUGAUGACGACCUGGGGAACCGGCGUCCAAAAUUUACGCAAUAAAUUCCUUUUCCCAAAGAACACCUUUGACUUCAACGUAUAUAUGUAUGUAUACAUGCAUAUCCCAAAGACUUUUAGUGGCAAUGCAUGAGACAGAAAGAGUCAAAAGAAGCAGAACCGGGUACUUCCAAUUAGGCACCCUAGCCAUAUACUUGUCGAGCCCUCUCUUUCAUCAAGAGGGUGUCUGAACUCACUUAAAGACAUUCAAAGAAACCAAAUUCUAAUGGCACACAGACUGAAGACUACAUUACGCACCAAAUUUUACAACCUAGGGGCGGGGUUGACUACUUGAAUAAAAAAAAGUCAUUUUCAGGACCCUGUGUGAAACCUGUAGUGCAGUUUACUGUGGUCAAACGGGAAAGUCGGCUUCUACACGCAUUCACAAAAACCAAUUGACCGCAAAGAGGCUCAAACGGCCAUGUAUACCGGGCACACCUUCUUUUGAGACAGAACUCGCAUUGUCGGCGUCUUCCCCCUCAAAAAGACUGAGUCUCUCAAUGCCAUGCACUCGGGUGAAUCAUGCAUCAACGCCGAGCGAUUAUCGAUUUUUAGGUGCACUUAGGAUGUUAACUGUUGUUGAUACAUUUGCUCUGCGUCUGACGACGGCCUGAGGAAUCGGCGUCGAAAAUUUACGCAAUAAAGUUCCUUUUCCGAGCGAACUUAUUUGACUUUAGCAUGUAUAGAUCAGGUACAUUCUAGCCCCGAUUCUAGCGACCCCUGUCCUGAUUGGUGUUUACGCGCUCUUCUUGGUAGCGUUGCUUAGGCAUACUUACGAUGAAGGUUGACACACUCUUGAAAGUGCCCUUUCGAUAGUAUUUCAGUGUGCUUUAUCUGAAGCUAGGUUUUGGGGGUAUUUUCUCGGCAAAAUUAGAGGCUUGUGCUCCAUGCGCACGUAAAGUUUACUAUGUUGACCAUAGUGAAUUCACACGGACUCGCAUUGCAUCCUAGUAGAAUAUACUAACCGUAUUUACGCAGCUGUAAAUUCGCCUCCUCUUUGUCUGAAAGUAGCACGUGACAGUUGCUGCUAUGGCGGCCGAUUGGGCGUGUGGCCAGGUGCGGCUGAUUGCUGUUCGCCAUUUUCUCAGGCAAGUAUCCGUCGACGGCCUAAUCGCUGUCGUACAAACAGAUUAUUCGAAUGAGCCUUAUUGCCCGGGAGCUUGCCGGACAUUGUCGCACACCAAAACCUACCCAAACACACUUUUUGGUGGUUUGCUGGAGUCAAAUUUAUUCCAGUUAACACUGGAGAGAGGUGAUUUAUGCGAACAGAUAUAAUCAGAGAACCAUUGCUUGCUUACCUGCCGUCGGCUGUCAGCUACACAUGGUUUUUGAUUGUUGGCAAACAGGGGAAGUUGUACAAGUUUUGAUGACUGGAAGAUUCCGAUCACAGUGACAAGUGGCCCAUUUUACUUGUUGGAAAACUUCUCUCCUUGUCACUUUUGGGAUUCUCCAUAGUCCUUCGUCCGGAACGGGCCGGACAGAAACUCUUGAAUAGCCAGACACGAAUUUUGCCGGUCAAGUGAUUUUAAGUGAAUUGAGGUGAUAUCCGGAGACAACUUAUAUCUUAUCAGACAUCUCUAAGAACAUGCCCUACCCUUAAUUGUCAAAUGCAGAGUUGUGUGAUUAUUUACCGUACUACCAACACAGGUAUUAGUUAAAAGCCCAGACACGCGCUUUUCGCCGAUCUUAUGUCUCUGUCCGACUCAGCUGCGAGGGGUUCGGCUCAUCAGUAGAUCCCCCGCUUUCCUAGUACGUUUUCUGGCAUAUGAUUUACUCUAAGUUCGCGCAUUAAUUUCCUCGGAAAUUAAACAAGACAUGUCCAAUGUAAGCCUCAAAAUGCACCACCACCACCACCACCACCACCACCACCACCACCACCACCACCACCACCACCACCACCACUACCGCCACCACCGAUCGCACUUGCUUUUUCCAGAUUGUCUUGCUGAACUACCAGUUUUUUAAAGCGUUCGAUGAUCGUUCGCAGUGGAACAGGUCACGAAAUUUAUUACGUCGCUGAAUUCUGAGUUUUCCACCAACUUCGCCUUUUCAAAGUUUUGGCAAAGAUCGGGUGAAGGAUUCAAACACACACGACCAGCCAAAGGCGCCUGUGUUACUGGAAAUGUGGCAAUAAAGGUUUUACGGGCGGUGGUCUAUGUAUGCAUAGAGGAAUGGCAAAAUAAGUAUAUAUAAUUGGCGAAUUUGUUUUUCGGGAGGAAAAUUUCUAAUGCAUUGACAUAUAGCGACCGAAAUUAAACAGGAAAAUUUAAAGAAGCAAACAUUAAGUGUCUGCAAUGAUCGCUUCUCAACUCUCUGAACUGAGUUCAUUGUAGACAAUGCCUCAGAACGUCUACAACAGACAACUCAACCUUGUCCGAUAAAAUACCAAAUCGAAAUAAUCGUGUCGGACCUAAAUCCACUUUACUAAGUAUACUAGGUAUUCUUUGUAUGCCACAAAUUCUUGCGGGCCUUUACCCGAUCCUUUUCCAAAUGUUUACCAACAAAGAAGUUUUCGAAAUUGUUUACUUUUCAUUAGUUUAUGUAAAACAGGAAUCGCCUACGGCAACACAUUCACUUUCGAAACUCUGAGCACGUAUGGCAGUUUUACGGGCGCCUUCUCCACCCGGGAGACCUGACUGGCAGUAGUCUCACAAGAAAAUGAUACCGCCUGCCCUUUGGAGGCAAGGCGACUUAGACGAACGCUCUCGUAACUUGGCAUCAUGGUCAACAGAGAAAAUCGUCCAUGCUUUUGGGCAUUUGCCUCUAGGCAGCUGGCUUGUCAGUACCCCUGACGUUUAACAUCCACAGUUAUUCCACGCUAAAUGCACGCGAAACCUUUUAUCUGAUUUGAUUUUUUUUUCAGCGACACUGCUGUGGCGGUUCGAGCUACCGAGUCUAUGAACUAUCCCAGUGGGCCAGUGGAAAGAGUGAAAUCACCGCCAAGAACGGUCAAGUGCCGGACUCCUGCUGUGCUCGUGGUAACUCCGGCGAGCUCGUUAAUGCGACGGCCUGUUAUACUACCACUGAAUUGACAGAGGUCCCAGACCUUGUCUACACUCGAGUAAGUCUCCGACGAGCUUCCUCUUUUAUGUUUAUCCCAUUUUACACGUAGGCUGGGUUUGUUAGGCGUCGACUGAAGGCUGGUCACUUUGACGGAUUGGCAGUCGCAGCAGAUGCUUGACUGUACGAUUUUGUCAUCCCACACUGGUCCCAUCCGCGUCCUGCUCCAGUCUGUUGGUCUGUGAAGCUGUGCUGUGCCCAGCCACCACACCUCAUAUGGUCUUUAGAGGCCGACCCUCACAGAGGGCUGCGCUGUAGACACGCUGGGUCAAAACGGGGGUCAGGCUGGCUCACGGUGCGGGUUUGUCAGGCUGUGCUGUGUCUGCGCGACGUACGUGCGGGUGUGUGGCCCGCCUCGGACGUAGACUUUCACGUCGCGUCGCGCUCAAGUCCAUUACCUGCUGUUGAUUGUCAGAUAUGGACGGUCGACCGGUGCCCCAGAGUGAGACAGGCUGGGAGAGCUCCACUCCACAGCACACCAGCACAUUUUUACUUUAACAGGUCUGACGCGUAUGAAUGAAUCACGUCGUGGCCGGAGGAGCAAAAAGUCCAACACGUGACAUAGUGUCAAGUUGCUUCGUUCACGCCGACACCCUGGCCUUUAUUUGCGUUUUAUCCAUCCGCUUUGUAUCUGUUAUUGCUUUUUGACGUUCCUCUCUUCUACUCCGUACGUGGGAGAUCAUAUCAUAAAAUAUCUUGCUGGGAGGGUUUUUUGACAUUAUACCAGCUAACUAGUUCGCAGGUAUUUGAAAACACUCCCAUAAUCUUCCCGUGUUUCUAAUCUCUCCAGACUACUUACCAUGUUCCUGAAAAGCAGCUUUAUAUAGCUCGUUUUGUCUGAGUAAGGAAGGAGAGGUCUGGUGGACCACCGGGACAUAUGUUUAUUUGUCUGAGCUAUCGAAACCAUACAGGAGUCUAUCGUCAUAUAGCAAAGCAACGACAGGACAAGCGAUAGCCUUAGGGGGCAUAAAUCAAUAAACAUAAGUGACACCGGCCUGGAGUUGGCUGCGCAGAACUUUGUACGCCGGCACCUGAUCAGUACGUCGGCUGAGUGAGUUGUCAUCCGAGGCUCAGGCCCGACCAGUCUUCUUCCUUAAUCGUACGUACACUUGGAACCUGAACAUUUGCCUCCACUCGUUUUGUUUGUUUGGAAGGGGUUCCUCCUGAUGCUCACAAAAGGUUGUUACAGUUAUAUAUUGAUCAUAUUGCACAGCUUUAAGAGACGUGCGAACAGUAGACUACACUGAUAAUCGUCUGGUUGUCACCAGCUUUGCUGCAAUCGUAAUUAUUCAAAGUUUGUGUGCGUGCAUCCGUGUAAAAUGUGCACAGCGAACGAUUUUUAUGCCUCUCUUCCCAGCCAUCUAAUGGAUUUAUGUAAGAACCAAAAAUAGUGAAAUUUAUCCCUCCUCGGAUGUGUUUUUAUGUCCUGAAAGGUUUUUACUGAUUUACGGGCACCGUCCCAGGACUUUUACAUAUUUAGCAAAGUUCGUUUUGUAGACACGGAAUGCUUAACUUCUCGCUGUGUUGCGUGACACCGAUAAACGAAAAGUGUUAAGUUUCGCUAAUAACUCGGGGGAUGAUUUUCAGCAAACUAAGAAUUGGUAAAUAGUUAUCAAAUUCUCCCUGAUUACUCCCCAUAUUCAGCAUUAAGUAAGCAGGCUCUGUUUUAGCAAAGCUGUAUUAGCUUUCAGGACAUAUCAUAUUUUUUGUGCCACUUCCUGCGAAUCUCGAUUCACACUCUAUCAGGGGUUGGCUGUCGACUUCAGACUUUGGAUUUCCGAAAUUCAAGUACCGGGUCUAAUUCCCUCCAACUUUACUAGACGUGCACGUUCUUUCAAUGCCUUCAUUCGUUUUAUGGGUGAUCGCGGGAAUAAGGACCCCGCGUAUUACAGGUGACCUUUUCCUAAAUUCCAGGGGGUCAGGGUUGGAAGGAGGGAGAGAGAGAAGUCUGUUUUAUUGCAGAAUCCAUGUUUCAUUCCCACUUCUUUAUCGCACCGAAGAGAAGCAACGUUGUUUUUCCACUGUGUUGGAUUUUGAUCUUACGCACAACGCGACUGGUCUGGUAGUUGGGCAGUUUGAAUUUCCUCAUGGCCUAGGAGGAGGGGGAACGAGGCAGCAUAUGGCGCUGGCAAUAACUGGGAAAUAAACGGGACUAUAAGAGACGCUUUGCUUUUUGGCCGUGAUUCAUCUACAUCGCUGAAGAAUACGCGCAGUCCAAAUGUUCUGGCGUCAUCUGUCACCGACAUCAGCUUAUCCGAAAAUUCUGAAUUAACUUCCUGAUUGGUUUGUGAAACAAAAAUUUCAGACUCCGGAGUCAGUAGUGGAUGUUAACCAACCUAACUAACUGCAAAAUUUGAGUGUCCUCACAAGGACGCGAGCCAGUAGAUGCCCACUAAGUUCACUGACCGCCGAUAGUAACAGUUGACAUCAUUGGAGAGCAAAAACAUGCCGCGAACAGCUAAGUAUUCGAGCAUGUCAUCUGUUUGACUUUUUUUCUAGAGCCCAUUUAAUUUUUGGCCUCUACACCCGAAGGAUAGGAUUGGCUGUUUAGAUAAGAAAGAAACCGUCUACAGGAUUCCAUACGACGGCUGCAAUGUCGUGUUUUGUGUUGAAACGGGAGACUCGACCUCUACACGCAAACAUUCGUUAGCAAUCUGCGUGCAUACGCUGCAAAAUGGUCGUAAAUUUGCCUGGGGCAAAAGUCUCAUUGUUGGUGUCUGUCCAUCUCAUAGAGCGUGAGAAUUUCUGGAGACCAUACACCCCUGCACUACCCGGCACAUCGAACUAAACGCCGUGUACGAUAGGCUCAUAGGAAAAUGGAAAAGGGUACAACGAAUCCAAACGAGAUGUCCGCAUACAGCAAUGGCUUAUUCGCGGAAUUUUUAUUUUUCAGGCAUAUUUGAAUUUCUAAGGUCUAUGCGCAUUUGCCACAAGUCUAGCGACAGCCAGGGAACCAUUGUCGAAAAUUUGCGAAGUAGAGUUUUGUUGACUUUCCCAAAGGAAUCUUUCCCUGGAAUAAGAAGUCCUAUCGUAUAGACAGGCCGGUAGAGGUGUGUGAAGGCGGGACAGCGUCUGUUUCCGGCCUAUCAGCGUCCCCUUCAUGCAACCGAGGUUGACCGGUCUGUGGCUGGUCGAAGAGGACGCUGAUAAAUCGAAAACGUCCCCCACCUCUUUGUGGAUCUGCCACUACCGCUGAAUUGCUUAUCCUCGGUUCAGGAUCUCCAGCAUCUGCCUGGAAAGCCUUGGAAGCCAUGGAAACCGGUACGGGCCAAUUACAGGAAGCACUGACGCCGUUGGUCUUGGUAAAGGAACGCUCAUCUAUCGCGUUACGGUACACACACACACACACGCGUCCCGUUGGGCCCUGGGGUUCAAUCUCGAGCCCCGCCAGCAGCGGCUCGGCGGCUAGUAUUAUGGGCAGAAUAACAUCACCGACAAAGACAUGGGAGCAGUGAGCGUCCGUGCCCCCAAAUGGGGCCACGUGGUAGAUGCACUGGACCAACAUAGGGAGCACAUCGGAUUCUAGCAGGCGUUAUCGGAAUUGCACACCAUAAAAAUGCCAACAUUUCGGGGUGCUGUGGCAGACCCGGUUGCCGACAGACGUCUCGCAGACUGGGACUGCGGCCGUCUCUCAUUGUUAUUGUUGUUGGUCAAAAACGUGGUUAUUUGCUGUGUGGGCCAGGGGGUGUGGAGUAGAGCGCCAACAUGCGGCCCGACCGUGCUAUCAACCUGCACCCUCUCCCGCCUCCGGUCCUGUCUACACCGGGUCCAGGUGGGGAGGGGGGAGGAGAGAGUGCGAUAGAUGCUGUGCAAGUCCACCAUCACUAUAAGCUAAAUCACACUCAAGUCACCGUCCCGACUCUCACUUCGUCGGCAACGAUGGUCGAACUAUUGUUUAUAUGCCCGAUCGCAACCGACAGGACAGCCAGCCCCUGGCUGAAUUGUUAGGACGUUGAACUUCUGACCAACAGGUCUUGAGUUUGGGGCCUCGGGAAGUUGCACACAUCGCGAUUGAGCAUGGCUGGCUGAUGGGUGCUAUUGGGCGAGAAAUGGCUUUGUCGACAAUGUUAUUCUUUGUCUUUGCGUAAGGGUAUGUCGGCUGUUUCUCAACGUAUCACCUUUCUACUUCAAAACAUAUUACGCGCGAGAAAAACAGCCAUUUAUGCGAUUUUUGAGCUAUUACAUAGAAUAUGGAACGUCUGAAGACGACCUGUAUUUCAGGCAUCGUGUUUCAUCAGUUGUCCUACCUACUGUGCGUUUUGUUAUCGUCCUUGUCAUUUCACGUUGGACGAAUUCGUAACAAGGGUCGUCGUCUGAAAUUUUUCUGGUUCUUGCAAAGUUUGCCUACAUCGUCCAAAGCAAUUGAAAACUCGUUGUGUGAUCCUUGUAUUGGCCUUACUGAUGUCACUAGCACUUAAUAUUUUUUUUACCACCCCACUUUGCACUGCGUUCUUAAGAAGCAACAUGGUAUCUUCUGACAUGUGGCGGUCAAGGAUGUGAGAUCAACUUAAACCACGCACAAUAAGUUCGUUUCGUCUAAUGCCAGAAGUCAGGGAGCUGUGAGGACGCAUUUAUUCUGUACACAGGGCAGGUUGCCGUAAGUUGGCUGUUUGCUUACAACAGAGAUAAGCGUCCGCUCACGGAGACUGUCGGUCGCGGUGUGUAGUUUAUGCGGGAGCGAAUGUGCGUCGGUAGGUGGGGGUGACUGGCUGAGUGCUGGUCAUGAGAUUGGAUGGAUUGGGAGAGGAUUAGGGGGAAGCAUAAUCACAGGGGCUCACGGGUGUCAAGCCAGGCCGUCCGACACGCGUGAGAUGAUAAUAGUUUGUGGGGGCAGCCGGGAGUCACUGCAGCUGCACAGGAGGGCUCUAGCUCUAACCGACGGGGUGGUCUUGUGUCAACGGCCUGUCAACGAUUGUCGCGGCCAUCGACCGACAAAACGGAGCCGGAGAAAGGGGGACUGCAGCGGCUGCUACAAAUUCCCCUUACUUUUUUUAUCUAUUUUUCUGCCAACCCUGGGGGAAUCAUUACACUGUGCUCAUCCUCCUCCCUUUCCUCCCUCUUCUCCGCUUCCGCUUCCUUCUCCCCUCCUCUCCCCCCAUACCCACGCCCCUCGCCAUACCACUAAUCCUGGUUCUGACUGACUUGGAAUCUCUCCACCCCAGCACGCCUUAGGUUUAGACUUCAGGCCACUUCAGUCGCUGCGCCCCACCACAUCUCCGGUUGUCUGUACUGGGACUUGCCACUGAUACCUGGGAGAAGGAGAGAUAGACAGAGAUUGACGGCAUUGCGUCUUGUAUACAGAGCCCAGUUUCCUCUUUGUAAACACCAAACGCCUUAGGGAUCCUGAUUUGGGACGUUAUCAACUUGCAGAAUAACACGGAUAUACUCCGCGCCGAUUAUCGGGCCUUAAUGACUCCUUCCCAAAGUGGUCAUUAUUGCGUCUCUCGUAUGUUAGCUCGGAGACUAUUUUACGAAGAUUGGUUUGUUUAGGAUCAGGGACUAGCACCUUUGGGUUACAGGUAGACGUGGCUGUAGCCACUGUGUCAACGUCCAUUUUCGGCAGUUUUAAUCCUGUCUAGCCAUUGAAACGCAACGGUGUGGGAGAGCGCUGCGCAAGUCUACUUUGCUAGAAACAAAUUAACAAGUAAGCCACCACUGCGCCCUCAGCGCCAGUGAUGGUAGUUGUUAACUAGGAUGAAAACAUUUCUCUUCCGUCUAAUUAUUUUUUUGAGAAUCCUACCUUUUAAUAACACGUUCACCAUCCCACGAAGACGUCGGAGAAGGAGAGGCGAAUUCAUGGACCGAGCUGUUUUUUUUCUUACUGACCUUUCAGAACCUUCCUUUUUUUCAUCAUCGGAGAGUUGCUAUGGCUGUUCCUUCUGGUCUUGAGUGUUUUGUAUAUGCAUAUAGGAAUGGUCUUCCUGCGACCGUUCCCGGGACCUCUAGAUUGAACCCCAAAGUGGAAGGGAAAGAGCGCAUCCCCUAACACGAUCGGUGAACGCAAUUCUGACAUGGCUUAUACUCCCGAUCGCAACGGACAGAAUAGCGGGCCCGUGCAUCAACGGUCGAGCGUUCGAUCCGAUAGCCACUGAUCCGGAGUUCGAAUCCCAGGGACUGAGGAUCCGGGGCUGCUUAUGACUGGCUAAUGAUGACUAAUAAGCCAGAAACAAUCAUUCCAGUCUCCCUUGUCUUUUUCGGCAACUUAUUCGCUAGUGACUAUUUCUGACGUCUGAGACAGUUUUUAACAAGUCUACUCUGACGGCCGUUAAUAUAGAGCCUGCUCAGACUACUUAACGGAGAUUUUGGAGAAAGCAAUUCCACCACUGUCUCACUCUGUCCUGAGGUGUGUGGUUUUUAGGGGUCAGAAUGUAGCAGCAAGUGUGAGGUGAGAUUCAUCGGACCUCAACAUGACCAUCUGUUUUUUUCCAGGUCCGUUUUAGGUAGAUUUUGUACGUACUAUUAUUAGCGCCUGCUAGUCAGCCUAGAAGCCCUUAAGUUUUUCCUACCCACUACUCGCGCGGUACGCCUGACAAUGUGUUGCGAGGAGAUUCCAUGCUCUCCACUCCCCUUAUGGACGCGUGGCUUUCCUGUCUGCAUUUGCGACUUUAGUCUGCCGAAAACGGACAGAAUCUAGACGGAUUUUUUCGGCAUGCCGAUGUUUUUUCUGCACGUCCAACAGCAUUUCACACCAUAUAAUCACCAACAGAUCUUCUUCUUAUUGUAUCUUUUCUGCCCGGUGGUAUGGCUCAUGAAUUUCAGCCGACAUCCCGAGCGGGUUUGGCAUUUUUUUCCGAUGACGAACCUGGCCGCAGGUUUGGGAUAGCUGACUGAAUCGUGAAUAUUAUAGCAAGAAUGGAAAACCAAUCUCCGUAAUUAACGCUGCCGGCUUGGUCGAGAAGUCAACGGCAUGCCGUCGAAAAUCCAGUAUUGAUUAAUUCCAUUAACCUUUGGCACAUCUGUUCGGCAUAUUUCUCCCCCUUUCUACCUCACCAUGGCUCUUUGUUUCUGAUCUGUUCUGUGCUAAUGAACGAGGGGGGAGUGAGUAGGGACAACGUCCACUACGGCUAUUCACACCUGAUCUCCCAUUUGCCUUACUCGACGGGGCUCUCGCUAAACACCCCUUUGUUUUCAUUUUCAACAUUUUAGGGCUGUUUCACCCUGAUGGAGGAGACCGUGGAGGGCAUUGUCUUCGUCUUCUCUGUCUGCAUGCUCUCGUUCGCUGUCUGGCUGGUAAGUCUACCGGUAGGACCGCACACCCCCACUGUCUGAUUUUGUGCGGGAAAUUGUUGCCACAGUUGCCUCCAGUUGGUCCUACCGUCACGUCGCACAUUUUCGCACCUCAUUAGCACUUUGUACUACCAGAUUAUCCCAAGGCUAGAGCUGGGCUAACUGAGCGUGAAGCUGGGUUGGGUGUUUUCCGCCACUUGGUCUCGCCUUUUUUGAUUUCACACUAACAUCAUUGACACUCGGUGCAGGGUGGAAUUGUGCACAAACUGAGCGACGGCCAAUCGGAGUCGCGUUGCGGGCUUCUGGAGACAAUGCAGCCUGCUCGUACACUUUGUCAGUUAAGGGGAAUUUCGCAUGAUUCCGUGAUCGCUUAACUGUAGUUCUCAUCGCGUCUCUGUCGCCUUUCUGCCACCCAUCUGCCGUUGUUGGCGAUCAUCAAGCGCAUAUCCCGGCUUCGUUCCUAGAUCCCUACGGACAGCAACUCUCCAGCCAACACUUGAGAACCGUGAAAAUUCGCUGCAAGUGACGUUCUCUGCAUUCUCCUCUCGUGUCUGAUUGCAGGACUUCUGAGGAUUCUGGCUGAACCACGCAUUUGCUUAUCCUGGUAGAAGUUGGAACGUUGCAGUAGCCUGCUUGCGUUGUUUGGAAACCUCCGGAAAGGUUUGUCUAAAGGCAUCUUAAGGUCAUAUUCGUCUGAUAGGGUUAGCAGGCAGUAGUUAAGCGUGUAUUCUGUCUGCAUUCACCACCCAUGGCACAUCCAUAGCUGGAACUUUUCAUUUGAUCUCCCGGUCUACGAGGAUCAGCUGACAUGCAUGGACAGCUGGACUUUUAGAGGCUCCGGCAAUUCCUGGUGCUGACUAAGACUCACUCGAUGCCGACGGCUUGCUGACUUUUUAUAUGUGACUGUGCUAGAGUGCCAAACUCGCCUGUGCAAGUUUGAGCUGGUUCACACUAGUUUAAAUGUUUUCCUCCACUGUAGGGGGUUUUCGCAGUCGCGCUAGAAGGAAUGUUUAAAGUUCUUGGGGCUUAACAGCCCACACCGUGGCUCGCAAAUCAUUGUAACUGUAAAUUAAUGCGUUACCUAUCCGUCCCCGAGUUGUUUAGUUCCAUUAUGCCGUACCGCCUCGAGUCCACGUGUCACCGGCAGCUUAAUGUAUUCGUUUGACGCCACCUUGAAAAAACUAGACAUGCUCCGUCCUUUUACAAGCCCUUUCUAUUCAAAUCGAAUGAAGUGUUAAGUGCAUGCGAAGUGGCUCAUUAAUCUUGCCUGUACUGUGAUAGCUCCUGGUAUCAUCCGCACCUACUUAGAUCCCCCAUUUUUGCUCGUUAGCGCCAUUGCCAGUUCCACUGCAGGUAGACUGCAAAUCAGCAGUAAAGUCACAAAAAAAAAUUAUUGUUCAGCGCCCCACUCAACUCCAUCCCGGUGAGUAGUAGUCUUUGAAAGGUUUCGAUUACUUGGUUUCUCUAUUCCUUCGAAAUGACUAAGCAACUUGCUGCUUCAGCAAGGUGUCCCAUUCAAUCGUCUGUGAACUCUGCACUUCAUUACUAACCAUUCGCUCGAUGCUUCCGUAGCCCGCAGCAAAUAUGCAAAUUGGAAGAUUCCACUUCUUGCGGAGUUCUGAAAUCCCAUUUUCCGGCAUCUUCUACAGCAUUUCGAGUUCCUGCUCGAGUGAGAGGGAAACCAUCAUUGUCAGUUCUGUAGUUCGUCACAGGAGCGCAGAUAGGGUUGCUCUGUGCAGGAAGCUGGAGGUCUGCGCACUUGGCAACCGCUGGGCAACUUUUCGAAGGCGCCUAAUGCAGUACUGCCUGACCCUGUUUGCGAAGUGGACUUGGAACCUUGAGCUGGUUCGACAUCGUGUGAAAAUUGACCAACUCUCAGUAAGGCCUAAAGCCAAUGCGAAAGCAAGUGCUUAAGCCAACACCUAGCCUGAAUUCCUGCAGUCUGUUCAUCGCGUAUGAGAGUGCCCCCUGUUUUGUGCGAAUUGCACGUAAUUCACUAACACGUCGUCUGCUUAAUGUUACCUCAUUUUUGGCCCAUAGUGAACAGACGCUCACAGUAGUCGACAUUUUCGUCUGUCUCGGGGCUCAUUUUUUGUUCAGAGAACAAAUAUGGGAAGACUUCAACUCCGUAUCCACCCUGCCGUGUGCACUGCAGGCUGUUGUAGUGCACUUGUCGUGCCGGGAAAUGCAAAUAGUGUUUUGGCUAGCUUUGGUAGGAACCUAAUAGGUAGGACCACUUGACAAACCAACACGCAAGAUCCCCUUUAAUACGGAAGUGGCGACAAUGAAGGGUUUUAUUGGUGGGUAAAAAUGGCAGCAAAAAGGGAAAUGUAGAGAAAAGAUAGGGAGAGGCAAUAAAUAAGCAGCAGUUAGAUUGAAGCAGUGUUUUCCCGGGAUAAAUUUGAACAAGGCGAAGGCGACAAAGCAUGCAGAAUUUGAUGACGUCAUAAAUUUCGAGACCUCUCAUUCAGCUGCACACGGUCAUUGCAUAGUUAUAUUACGAGGCACUUUCUCCUCACUAUAAACAAUCUGACGCGCUUGAAGCUAUCACGGUGCGCUAAAAGCCGUGGCUUGGAAGGUUGCCAACUGACGGGGUACCUUGGACCUCCUCCUUCACUGGAGGCGGUCUGAGAGUCAGGCUGCAAUGGCUCCUUUUUAAUGUGGCCUUUAUGGCAUUCGCACCACAGUGUGGGAUCCGAGCCAGGCGUUGGCGGCAGGCCCAGGUGCGGCUUCGGCCGUGCCAGCCUCCAAAUCUCUGUUGUGUUGGUUGAACUCCUGGUUAUUGCUGUGUGGACCAGGGGGUGUGGUGGAACGCCAAGGUGAGGAUCCGUCCGAGCCAUCCACCUGCGGCCUCCCUCGUCUCCGGUCUUCUUGACUCUGUCUUGACACCGGGUCCAGGCGGGGGAGGAGGAGAGAGUGUAGGUAGAUGCUACGCAAGUCUACCGGCACUAUAAACCCCUGCGUAAGUCACCGUCUCUGCUCCCAUUGCUGCUGCAACUGUGGGGCACACGGUGGACAUCAUCGAAACCGAUGGUCGAACUGUCAUAUUACGAGGCAAAACUGUUCAAUCAACGAUAGACCUAGAGAGCUAAAACGUGAUAGGUAACCUGAAACAUGGGUCUAGUAUGCGGGUGCAUAUGGUGAGGGGGGGGAGGGGGAGAGAAGUCAUCCAAGUAUGAGAGAACUGGUGCGGCGUGAUUUGGAGUGCAACGUGCGGGGAGCAUUCAGUCAUGCCGGGGAGAGGGGGGGGGCGGGUGGGGGCGAAAUGAGAGGGCGGACAUGGGAACAGGGUUUCGUCCAUAAUCGAUAAUUACCAUGGCAGUGCCAGGUUUAUCACAUGGUCCAGCUGCUUACAGAGUUCUGGUUUCCUCCUCCGUAUUGCAGCGGCCUCUGCGAAACGCAAGAGACGCUCGGUCGUCGCCCGAAACAGGACCUUGAAUGCAACCAUUUGGUCCACCGUAUGGCCCGUGUCCAAUAGGUGCUUUGUGAUUGAGCUCCUGGGUACCUUAUUUUCCGCCUUAAGCAGCCACUUCGGCAUGUGCUCAGUUGCCCGAGCUGCCAAUUGCUUUUGCGUGCGUCCGAUGUACUUGCAUCCGCAACUACAUGUAAACUCAUAAAUACAGUUUGAUGUGGCGUGCAUAGGCAAAAUGUCUUUAGCUGGUCUAACUGGGAUGGCGGUUGUGGUGCUUAUGAACAACAAUUUAGAGGCGGCAUACGUCCUUUCGAUAGUGCACCGAAGUCGUCGCUUGAUCACGUUUGACACAUUAUCACCCUUGAAGGGGAGGUAGAUGGUCACGGACUUUUUAGGUACAGAUAUUUAUUCAGGAGUUUCUUGUCUGGGAUGGCGAUAUUUAUCGAUGAAUUUCUCCGGAUACCCGUUUGCAAGAAAAACGUUUUUUUAGGAAAGUAAGCUCGUCAUCGAUCGUAUCUGAGGAGCAGAUUCUGGUGGCUCUAUUGAACAGGCACAAAACCAAGUUCCGUUUUCUCUGAAUCGGAACGAAACUGAGGAAGUGCAUGUAUUGUCCUUUCCAGGUGGGUUUUCGAUAGAUGGAUCUCUGAAUAGAGCCAUCUGCUCGCCUACGCACAAGGAUAUCCAGGAAAGGCAGUGUGUCAUUCUUCUCAUGCUCGAUCGUAAAUUUGAUCUUUGCAUGUGCUUUGUUCAUAGCCUUGAACAGUAGUUCUCCGUCGCCUGGGUUUUUGAAUGAGAGGUCUCGAAAUUUAUGACGUCAUUAAAUUCUGCAUGCUUUGUCGCCUUCGCCUUGUUCAAAAGCAGCAGUUAGUUUAAAUGCUCCAAUUCGGUUUAUAGAAGUUGCGCGAAAUGAAAAAACGCUGCGUCUUGGCAAAUUGUAAACUGGCAGGAAGUUUAAAAUGCCCCCAAAAUACGCAGAUCUCGUUUUGCUGGAAAGGCAGUGCCUACUGAAAGCAAAGCAGUAUUCCGACGUAAUGCAAAGCUAAAAAGGCGAUCUCGAGGGCACCUGUAUAGGUCCAACUCCUUCCCCCCUCCUGUCAUCGGUUAUUGUAAGAACGCAAUUGAAAAGCCGGCCCGACGCCGAAGUGCGCAGGUAGUAAUCCAAACCGUAAGUUCAAUUCAUCAUCUCUAGUCGUAACCGCAACCCUAACGCUAAAACUAACCAAAACCCUAACUUCAAAUUUGACCCUAAAACUAAUUGUUAUCAUAGAGCGAACCCUACCGCCGACUAUUGAGCGAACUGUAACCCUAAAGCUAACGCCAACUCUGGCACUAAGGCUAACCAAGACCCUAACUCAGAAACUGACCCUAGAUCUGAAAAUAACCGUAACCCUGAAACUCAUUCUAACCCAAGCAUUAACCAUAACCCUGACCUUUAGAACUAAUCCCAUUCCCAAAACUGACCAUAACCCUAAAACUAACCCCAAACCCAAGCCUGACACUAUAAUUAACCAAAGCCUUAACCCUAUAACUAACCCUGACUCUAGUCCGUAAAAGAACCCUACAACUAACUAACUAAUCAACGCCCUAACCCUACAACCAAUCUUAACCCCCAAAACUAGCAGUAAUCUCAAAACUAACUCUAACGCUAAAACUAACUCUAAAACUAACUCCGAUCCUAACUUUGUAAUUUGGCCUACCACGUACGAUAACCCUAGUCCUAGGCUCACCCAAACCCCAGCCACAAACCCAUGGACGAAAUCCAACCCAAAUGGCAACCCUAAAACCGUCUAAACGUCUGCGAAACCCUUAUUUGACACGAUUAUGUCCUUAGCCCCCUCCCUUCAAACUCAUACCCUGUCCACCAACGCCCUGCCCUCGGCACAAAUCCUAUGGUCCUAGUCCCCACCCCAGAAGCAUAACAGCAACCUGGAGAUCGGCUGACCGGAUUCUAACUCGCAGGAUUACCUGCCUACGUAAAUUAUAUAAGUAGUUAGCUAUGUAGUAACGCAAAGUGGUCCUAUUGGUUAGAUCCUUACCGUAUUUUAUGAGAAUGGAAAGCCGAGUUGCUGAACAUGACAAAUCUCUAGCCCAUCGGCAUGUUUGGCAGUCUUUUUAUUCCCCUUUUCCUACGGCUUCCGUCCCGGUUCAUAGUCAGGCUCAUCUGCUAGGGAAGUGGUCAAGAGUUUCACUUGUCCAAUUUAACGUUCUGCAGAUUAUUAGGUGAGUUCUUGCAGAGCGCCAUUCGUUCCCACCCCUGUCUCCGCUCUGUCGCCCCCUGGUGAGAACACCGAACAAAUCUGACGAACGUUGUUGAAGGUGUCUUUGUCUUAAUUGGUAUUGACACGUUGGUGGAAUGUAAACUGACUUUAACCGAUCAGGUGAAUUUAUAGGUCUGAAUGCAGGACUUCGUUCGCAGCCAAAGCUAUAGGCAGGACUUAGUCACUACGAACUGUCGGUCUGGUUCCGUAGAGAAAAGAAAGAUUUGGACGCCAUCUGAGAGGGUAUCGUAUUCCGUACAGAAAGCAUGGCAAACCAGUUAGAAUAAGUUGGCAGCUGGGCGAGAAGACACGUCCCGCGCCGAGGCAGCGGCGACCUGAGCGACAGCUGGGGAUGCGUCACAGUACCUUGAGCGAGAGCAUGUUUGAGUUGGCCGGUUUGGACAGACGUGAUUGGCCAAGAACCAGACUGUCACUCGUGUGCACGUGCAAAUACCCGCGAGAGGCGUAGUGUUUCAACAGAGGCCAUUACAUGUGCCUUCUUUCCAGACUGGAGCUCGAGUUAAAAGUGCGAACGGAGGAAAAAGGGUAAUUUGAGUGGAUGAGAAAAGUACCGACACUAGUGUUAUCACCAACGUGGGUGAUUGUGGCCGCCAGGAAGGAGCUAGAAUAACGUGGGCUACUUGAGAAAGCCGAUACUUGAGUUGUUCAUUUGAACCUUGGUGGCAGAUUCGUAUCUGGUGGCGAUAUUUGCAGGUUUGGGUUAGACUACGUCGCUGUUGAUAGGGGAGGUAAAGUUUUGGAUAUCGGGAACUAUGGCUUCGAUUCGACGGGCUAUAGGUUUGAUGACAUCCAUCCUGACUCAUGACAGGUGUCAGCGUUUUGCAAUCUGCGGAUGGUUGACACAGGAAGAUCAGCGGAAUGAAGUGUGGUGGGAAUUUUGUGAUGAUUGAGCUUAGCUACGUUCGGCAGUUGCGUUUCGACCACGUCGGGGUCACCAAUGUUAGAAAUAUAAUGCCCACGACUCGUAACCUUUGUGUUACGAGCCUUUACCGUCAGUUAUUAUCCACCAACCCGACAAAGAACGCCAGUUAGAAAAGCCAGUAGGUGAUUAAAAUUAAUAUUCAAGAGUCCAACUACCUGAUUUCCAAGCGCAUACGUCAAUUAGGAAAGUUCUGCAGACUUGUGUCCGUUACAUAAAAAUAACUGGCACAUCUAAGGAAAAGUGACCAGACUACUAAAGACAAGUCUCUCCGGCACCUCAACACUGGACCCCCCUUUUUGUCUUGGAACUCCUGUAGAGAGCGCUAGCACGCGGCGGUAUAGCAACCGAGCACUAGUAAUCACGAGCUGUUAUCAUCAGGAGCAAGGUAGACUAACAACUAUUUGUGGCACGUUUGUGGUCAUCAGCCAUCUUUGCCGAAGCCUCAGGGCGGAAGGACCAGGUCCUUAGUCGAAUAUUCUAAUAUUCUCUCUCCCCCUUUUUCUAUCCCUCUCACUCUCUCUCCCUCUCCUCCGCUCUGCUAGUAGGGCAUGACCGAAUCGGACUGCCGUUUUGAAAUACUGCCAGCUCCUUGUUUACUGGAAGUUCCUAUGAAACUCAUUUUGGAAACCUGUUACUGCCGAGACACCUGUAUGGAAACAGAAUUUACGCAUAAGUAGAGAAACAUGAGUAGAGGGAACAUGACUCCCUUUGACUCAAAUUGUUGGGCUGUAUUCUCCUAGCUGCGUGUAUGGCUUCUCGUGCAAAGGAAUGAACUACGCCUGCCCUUACAUUUAUGCCACAACGUACCUGCGGCACCACAUGCCUUCUCGACCAAAGUCAGGAAUUGAAGGGCUUACAUAUAACCACCUCUACUAAAACUCAUGCCCACUUGGUUGCCACCUACCUUCUUUGGGUAGAGGUCUGCAUCUGCCUAUGGGCCUCGACAAUAUGCUCACCGUAUUCACCUCCUUGGACUACAAGGACUCAAUCGAUGUUUGGCCACCUAUCCCGAAAAUGAAAGCAUGCUCACCUUCCAUGUUUGUCGGAUGAUAGCGUAAGCCUGUCCACAGAAAAGGAGACGAGGUAACUUUAGACGAAAAUUCAGUGGGUUGUACUUCUAUUAAUGUUGUAUAUUACUUAAUCCGCAUGACGUACUGUUGUACCGGAAAGAUGCAAUACUUAAACGAUGCAGGGUCCUGUAGGAGGUGCCUGGUUUAGGAACGCACUCGUUGACAUUGGGUGGCACUAUUGUUGGGUUCUUUCGUCGGUACCGUUCUCCCAGGUAUAGUAAACAGCACUCAACAAUGACCUUUAAGUGGAGUUGGAGACUGAUGUGUCCAUAGUGUUAUCAAAGGGUGAGUUUCAGUAGACGUCACCCCUUUUCUGCCACUGUCUCUGAUGAUGGAUUCAAGUGAGAAUCCGAAACGUCAGGCGAAUAAACCCCUUGUUCCAGUGAUCGCUAUUUCUUCUGAUCGGGAUAGUUAUAUUUCAUUUCAACCUCGUGAAAAUUCAUACUGAUUGCAGAGCGCUCUACGUGGACAAUAAGGUUUCAUACCGCACUCAAUUCGCAGUUUACGCGCAUACUCUUAUGCCCCGUGGCCCUAACUUGGGCUCACGCCCUCCCCCUCCCGUCUGUACGACGCUCCACCCUCCGUUGCUGCACCUCAUCUGCAGUCUUAAACGAUUGGCUUAGCAAGAUUCCUCUAAGGCGGGCCGUGGAAUGCAGUUAUUUUUCAGCUCCACAAUUACGGCGUAGUUGGUGAAUUGUUGCUCUGUGCGAUCGUGCAGGCCUCAGCUUCUUACGAUUGGAUUUCCGAUCUUGUGCAGCAGUAUGGCUCGCCGUUACCCCGCUUAAAUCCUUAUUCGUUGAAGUUCCUCUAGUGCUAGCUGUGCACAUUUCAAACACUAACCAUAGGUCACUGAGGUUAAGAGCGGUAAUCUACUUGUCCUCAGUCUAAGCACGCGACCAAAGCCCUUCGGGUUUCUGUGAGACCAGUUCUGCAAAUCGUUUGCGGGUUUUGUAAAACUCCGGCCCCGAGAAUGCUUUCUCCGUUCCCCUGCAUUGGCUAUUCUAGUGUGAUCUUUCGCGAUGUGAAAUUAAUUUGAUUUAACAACCUGACAGGGGCCUCGAACUUUUUUGUUUACUUCACUGGCGUCAAAAACGAUAUUCUGGCAGUUUUUUUUAGCUCUAACACUAAAAUUAGCCAAACCCUUACUCUUAAACUAACUCCGAUCCUAACUUUGUAAUUUAGCCUACCACGUACGAUAACCCUAGUCCUAGGCUCACCCAAACCCCAGCCACAAACCCAUGGACGAAAUCCAACCCAAAUGGCAACCCUAAAACCGUCUAAACGCCUGCGAAACCCUUAUGUGACACGUCUAUGUUCUUAGCCCCCUCCCUCCAAACUCAUACCCUGUCCUACCUAGGGGAAUUGAUCUCUUCAUUAAAUCUCGCUGCAGCUUUCUUCCGCUGAACUUGUUCACUUUUCUUAAUUAUGAAUUUGCGCUUUCAAAACCUAGGUCGUUGUAGUUUUUAUGCUAUGCUACUAAACACCGCACACAUGGCAUGUCGCGACUGCGUUGGCAGUGUAGCGAUCCGCAAAUGCAUGUCUCUUGUACAUCCAUCUGUGCGGCGGAUCAAUAACUUGGUUGUAGUGCAAGACCUUGGCUACUGGCCAACGCCUUAACAGUCCUUCAGCUGCAUCUUUCUCGUUGAGCCCUUCAUCUUCCUGACCCGGAUUAGGACUUCAACCAAGCGACCACACCAUUAAGGGAAUAAAAAUAAGCAAGCAGCUUUCAUGCUGACCGAGAACGCUUGAAUGAAGUAGAUUUCCAGACCUGAUGAAGUCUGCCGCUGACAUGACUGCGCGCUGAUCUCGGUGGGUAGCUAUCCCGCCAAAAAUUCGGUUAGACUGAACUGCAAUCAACGCCGGUAUGCCUCAGGAACUGCAGUCCGUGACCGAUCUCGUGAAAUGUUAGCCAAAAUUCAGGAAUACGUUUCCGAUUAGGAAGGAUUACUUAAGUGGGGUUGUUAUACAGAUUAUCAUGCAGCAUAACCCUAUAACAUUUCGGACUCACCAGGAUGUCGGCUUUUAAAUGCAUUUCUUUUUGACACCCUGCAAAAACCACACUCGGUAAAAAAUGACUACUUAAGUAGCAUGCAUUUUUCUACUGAUUUUUCUGUGGUCUUAUAAAUUCAAAUAUAUUUUGCAGAAAACAUGCACAAAAAUAUGCCUUCUGUUGCUCAUUUGGAAGGAAAUCACAUUUUCUUCAUAUUUUAUGCCCGAACACUGUGUAUAUUUAGGUUUUAAUAAGGUUUCUAAUUAUGAGAUUUUUAGGACCCUGCGGUGUCCAUGCAUGCAAGCCCGCACAUGUCCGUUUACUAAUGCUCCCCAUGAAAUGUACAACACAGUCCGGAUCUAUUGCAAAAUUUCAUGAAGUCUAUGUGGUAUCUUCUUAAAAGCAUAGAGGAAUAUAUGAUUUUCCUUACGCGGAAAGCAUGCGCCUUGUAGACUGAAAUUGCCAAACGCUGAGGCAGUGGCGGAUCGGCAUAACAACCCCACUUAAGUAAUCCUUCCUACUCGGAAACGCAUUCCAGAAUUUUGGCUAACAUCUCAUGAGAUCGGUCACGCACUGUAGGACCUCCCGUAUUACAGGUGGCCUUGCGCGCUAAGCUCCAUCAGGGGUUGGGGUUUAAAUUAGGACACCAAAAUAGUUAUCCUCCGAAUGUAGCGUGGGGUUAUCUGUAACAAGGGGGGUCUAUGUUUUCGUGUCCAACUCGCUGGCGGCAGUGUGUCCCGUGAACACGACAACUCAAAACACCAAUCAAACUCCAUUGUUGAAUACUGUUUGUAAUGCCUAUGCGAACGGUGCCAGCAGGAUCCCCCACGAAUACGAUAAUCACAUAUUAAUGCACGCAUUUCUAAACUCUGUGCCUUUUACUGAGUCCUGAGUCGUUUAGGUAUUGAACCUUGUCCAACUAUGCGCCAUUAUGAUUAAAUAUUGGGUAGGACUGACUUACAUGGCCCCCUGAACAGGACAUGAGAACAAGAACUGCCUGCAAUACGGGUGGCUUCGAUCCAACUUCCAGUGAAAUUAGGGUUAGUUUAGGGAUUAGGUUUAGGGCAAGAUUUAAGUUAACGGUAUGAUAAGUCACGAUCAAGUUUAGGGCUAAGAUGGGGGCUAGUGUUGACUGCAGAGUUAAGGUUUAGGGCAGGGCUAGGGCCAGUAUUAGGGGAACAGUUUAGUUUUAUAUUAGGGUUAUUAUUGGGGUUAGCACACGGGAAUAUUUUGCCCUUUUUGGAAUUACGCGAAGGUCCACCUUUAUAACUUACGCGGGGCGUGCCUCUCCCCAUGUCCUUUUUAGGGGUCCACAUAAGUCAAUCCUGUCAAAUAUUGCGUCGUAUCAAUAGAGGCGCAGCCCCAAUUGUUUGCCAUAUGAAGAUACCACGUUCUCUUUUCUGUGGUUUAUGGCCUACGUUGCUAUCAAGCAAGUAACUAAAGUGAGCCUACUUUCGAAUGUAUCAUUUUCGGACUAUAUAGCUUAACCUCGGCUGAACCACUGUGGUACAGGGAAGUGUAUAUGGUGAACAUGCUGUCGAAAUAUAACUUCCGAGAUAGAUAAACAAAUCCAUACGUCUACCCAGGGCAAGUGAAAUAUUCCUUUCGGCACUGCGUAAAGUGAAUGACAGAAUGGGAUGGGACCGCCGCGAGCGAUAAUAUCCACCGUGCGUCCCACAGCGUUGUUAGCACAGGGACGGUGACUUGCUUGUGAAUUCGUUUGUAGUGGCAGUAGACUUGUGCAGUACCUACCGCGCGCGCUCUCUCCCACCCAUCCGAGUCCGGUGUCAAGACAAAGACAAGAAGACCGAAGUCAGGAGAGGACGCGUUGGCUGACAAGGUGAGGGGGGCGACUCGGAUCCCAAAAGAAUGGCAGCGCCAUAAAGGCCACAUUAGGAAGAGGCCGUUGCAGCCUGUCUUGAAAGGAAAACCGGAGCUGUGGUGUCAGUUGGCAGCUUUCCAAGCCACGGCUUUUAGCGCACCUGGCUAGUUUAAAAGCGCCUCAGGUUUGAGGAAGAAGAUGGGCUCACCGGAACAGGUUUAUUUAGAUGCUGACGUUUCGAAGAGCUGGCUCGACUCUCCAUUGUCAAAGCGUAAAAUACACUUAAUCGACCAGAGAUCCCAAGUGGUGUGUCACGUUGGUCGGCCUCGUGCUCAUCGAUUUUCUGUCCUCUCGCUGUCUCGGCCUCUCGGCGGAUGGUUGUCGGGCGUUUUGUCAGCGUGCUUUGUGAGUCACCCUUCCGUUAGGGGGGAGGGGGAGUGAUUGAAUCAGUGUCGGGUGGUCGGUCUGGCGAUUCUUGUUCUUCUUCAGCGAGUAAACUCGCCGUCGGGCUGUCUCCGUAUAGUCUGUUUGGUCCUGACCUCUACGAUUGUGAUGACGUAAAACUUUGUAAGCUGCAGGAAGGUCCAGAUGCCUGUUGAUGGAGUGGGCAUCGGAGAACCACGCCUCGAGAGUUGACCGUUCUGCAUUUUGUGUUGUCCCCGCCUAAGAUGGUAGCUCGCCACAGAUCGAAAUUAUGCCCAGUUUCUCCAACGUGUGUUGCUAAUUGAGAGUUGUUUAUGGUGCUAGGAGACUUCGGGCGUCGAAGCCCCGUCGUAAUUUCCAAGAUGGAUGGAUCUUUGGUUCUUUUCUGGGGUUACGUGAUCUUUCUGAUAAGAUAUACUGGUGCUAACGCCUGUCUAGGUAUAAGAGCCCCCUGUACGCCGUCACUGAUUACUCAAUGCGAGCGACCAAAGGUGAGGGUCGGACGUCGUAUGCGGUCAGAGCGGAAUUAACACCUCGUACAGUGUGGAACCUCCGGCCACCCUCAGUCCAUCGUUGUGACUGUCUGUUCGCUAGCAUCACGCAUUUGAGCUACCAAGUUCAUUUGUAACUUCAUUCGCCUCGUGCCGGUGAUGCAACUUAUUCGGUUGUCCGUUUGCAUCAGUGUGCCGUAAAAUUCCCCACUCAGCUUAUUUGGACGAGCAAGCGCGUCUCAGAUCUGUCACUAAUUAUGCCGCCAACCGAUAGCAGUUUCAAUGUUUUGAAGAAAGAGACGCGAUCGCUCGGGCGAGAGCUUUAUUGGCCUGACGUUUCGGAUUCCUGCUCGAACCCAUCAUCGGAGACAGAAGCAGAUAGGGGUAAUUCAUGCACAAGGAAUUGCAGUAUUUAUAGGAGGCAGUCGCCAUGCUAUCGCCUACCUAUGAACAUUCACGGCUCCCCCCUUCAUCCGAGAUCGUCGCACUUGGUGUGCUAAUUAUUUGAUGGCCGACAUUCGCGUCGUUAAUUGCUGCAAUUUCAUCACGUGCUUCGGAUGUUGGUGUGAUGAUGGCUCGAACAUCUGAUCCACCGACCCUGGCGUUGGGAAAAGUGUUCACUUGUGUGCUCCCCGCGUGGCUAAUUACUCCGCCUAGGCGAAAUCUCAGCACCGAGUAUGGAAGGGAAAGUUCAUUGCACUUGUUAAUGGACUGAGGACCAGUAAACCAUGAUUCAAGUAGCUCCCGGCCCACGCGGUUGUCACUUCUUGCGAGAAUUUCGGCCUCGUCGAGUUUGAAUCUGUGGCGAAAUCUCGUCGAAUGAGCUGCAACUUGAGAGCUGGUGUCAUUUCUCCGCACCGCUGCAGCGUGUUCGGUCAUUCGCGUUCGGAGCUGUCUUCCGGUUUCUCCGACGUAGUUCCUUUGUCCGCAACUGCACCAGAUUCGAUAAAUGACUCCAGACGUUUCUAGCCGUGGCAGUGGGUCUUUCGGUUUCAUUACCUGACGCCUAAUAGUUGGUUCAUGCACAAGGGGCUGCACUAUUUAUAGGAUGCAGUCACCAUGCUACCGCAAUGUUUCAAUAUUUGUUCUUCGGCGGCGGUCUUUGCAAUUGCUUGACAGUUACGCGGAAGUGCCAUUGAUGAAUGAAUUAACAACUUUGUCGACAAAAGCAGGAAACGUCGAAACGAUUCUUCAUGCCCGGCGUCAGCCAAAACCCAGUUUUAGAUCCGUGUGCAGUUGACCAUUCAGCCACAGUCUCCUCCUGUCGACUCACGUCCAAAACAUUCGAGUAAGUGGGCGUAUGACUGAUCAGCGAUGUCAGGUGCAUCCUGACUGACCAAUCCAGUCUUCCUUUGCCUUGCCGGCUUCAGACGGGAUGGGUGGUUGCGCCUUCACGGAGGAACUGUGAUGCAACUGUUCAUCAUUAAAGUCACUUCUCCCCUCCCCACGCCCCGGACUUCUCAUGUGGCGUACAGUAAGCCAACCCUGUCACAAUAUGCUUAUAGGUGCAAAUGUGAGGGCCAUGAAGUGGCCAGUCCGCCCUCUCUUCCGCCUACAAUUGUGUCUCUGAGCUCAACCAAGUCAAAAAUAUCCCUUCCAUGACUGUCUGAGGCAUUCGCAUAAAAACACUGUGGAGGGAGAUCGCAGUGUGCACUGUUUCUCCCCGAAAGGAGCGUUCAUCGGCCUCACGGUCUUCGCAGGGCAUACUAGCGCGCCCGUUGUCUGGUCAGAGGCAUAGAGGUAGGCAUAACUAAAAGCCGACAUAGCUGCCGUCUUAUUCUCCGCGCGUAUUUGUCUGUCUGACUUUGGUGAGGCUUGGACGUCGUCGGUGUGGUGUGCAAUGGACAGGAACCUCUGAAAACCGUGGGUGAAUCAGGUAUAAAACUAUACGCUCCCCUUAGCCCUUUUGAUCCAAUUUUUUGAUUUUCGACUGCCUAGGUGUUCACGUCUUAUUUUUCACCUGCACCAAAAAACGCCUCGGCAGUUUUGGAUCACCACACCCGCUCUCUUGCUUUUUAGCUCAUCAUGACACUGCUGGCCGGCUACGUAUGGCGUACUCUUCCCCGAAUGGUCCUUCUGUAG
Spirometra erinaceieuropaei is the source of this 35094-nucleotide messenger RNA. Lineage: Eukaryota; Metazoa; Platyhelminthes; Cestoda; Diphyllobothriidea; Diphyllobothriidae. The record is from the annotation of a GenBank genome assembly.